Molecule: messenger RNA, 1845 nt
Organism: Schistocerca cancellata (South American locust)
Lineage: Eukaryota; Metazoa; Arthropoda; Insecta; Orthoptera; Acrididae
Product: clumping factor A-like
Exons: 2
Coding region: 1-1845 (614 amino acids)
Source: RefSeq, a predicted model, not a curated record
AUGGUAGUAUUUCGUGAGAAGAAGCUGGUGAGAUCUACUCAGCCACUCAUUCACAGAACACAGACUCCACAGAAAGACCCCUCCACGGCAGACGCGACAGAUACCGACCCCGCGACAGAUACCGACCCCGCGACAGAUACCGACCCCGCGACAGAUACCGACCCCGCGACAGAUACCGACCCCGCGACAGAUACCGACCCCGCGACAGAUACCGACCCCGCGACAGAUACCGACCCCGCGACAGAUACCGACCCCGCGACAGAUACCGACCCCGCGACAGAUACCGACCCCGCGACAGAUACCGACCCCGCGACAGAUACCGACCCCGCGAAAGAUACCGACCCCGCGAAAGAUACCGACCCCGCGAAAGAUACCGACCCCGCGAAAGAUACCGACCCCGCGAAAGAUACCGACCCCGCGAAAGAUACCGACCCCGCGAAAGAUACCGACCCCGCGAAAGAUACCGACCCCGCGAAAGAUACCGACCCCGCGAAAGAUACCGACCCCGCGAAAGAUACCGACCCCGCGAAAGAUACCGACCCCGCGAAAGAUACCGACCCCGCGAAAGAUACCGACCCCGCGAAAGAUACCGACCCCGCGAAAGAUACCGACCCCGCGAAAGAUACCGACCCCGCGAAAGAUACCGACCCCGCGAAAGAUACCGACCCCGCGAAAGAUACCGACCCCGCGAAAGAUACCGACCCCGCGAAAGAUACCGACCCCGCGAAAGAUACCGACCCCGCGAAAGAUACCGACCCCGCGAAAGAUACCGACCCCGCGAAAGAUACCGACCCCGCGAAAGAUACCGACCCCGCGAAAGAUACCGACCCCGCGAAAGAUACCGACCCCGCGAAAGAUACCGACCCCGCGAAAGAUACCGACCCCGCGAAAGAUACCGACCCCGCGAAAGAUACCGACCCCGCGAAAGAUACCGACCCCGCGAAAGAUACCGACCCCGCGAAAGAUACCGACCCCGCGAAAGAUACCGACCCCGCGAAAGAUACCGACCCCGCGAAAGAUACCGACCCCGCGAAAGAUACCGACCCCGCGAAAGAUACCGACCCCGCGAAAGAUACCGACCCCGCGAAAGAUACCGACCCCGCGAAAGAUACCGACCCCGCGAAAGAUACCGACCCCGCGAAAGAUACCGACCCCGCGAAAGAUACCGACCCCGCGAAAGAUACCGACCCCGCGAAAGAUACCGACCCCGCGAAAGAUACCGACCCCGCGAAAGAUACCGACCCCGCGAAAGAUACCGACCCCGCGAAAGAUACCGACCCCGCGAAAGAUACCGACCCCGCGAAAGAUACCGACCCCGCGAAAGAUACCGACCCCGCGAAAGAUACCGACCCCGCGAAAGAUACCGACCCCGCGAAAGAUACCGACCCCGCGAAAGAUACCGACCCCGCGAAAGAUACCGACCCCGCGAAAGAUACCGACCCCGCGAAAGAUACCGACCCCGCGAAAGAUACCGACCCCGCGAAAGAUACCGACCCCGCGAAAGAUACCGACCCCGCGAAAGAUACCGACCCCGCGAAAGAUACCGACCCCGCGAAAGAUACCGACCCCGCGAAAGAUACCGACCCCGCGAAAGAUACCGACCCCGCGAAAGAUACCGACCCCGCGAAAGAUACCGACCCCGCGAAAGAUACCGACCCCGCGAAAGAUACCGACCCCGCGAAAGAUACCGACCCCGCGAAAGAUACCGACCCCGCGAAAGAUAUCGACCUCACGAAAGAUAUCAAUCUCGCGAAAGAUAUGGAUCUCGCGAAAAAUAUGGACCUCCAAAAAAUAUGGAUCUCCCGAAAUAUAUGGAUCAGUGGUGUAAAAACUGUAGAACAAUAA